Molecule: messenger RNA, 886 nt
Organism: Suillus subaureus
Lineage: Eukaryota; Fungi; Basidiomycota; Agaricomycetes; Boletales; Suillaceae
Exons: 2
Coding region: 296-760 (154 amino acids)
Source: RefSeq, a predicted model, not a curated record
AGGCCUGCAACAAAGCUUAACGGUCAAACGUUUCAGAACAGGACAGGCAGAUUACAAGGACAAUACGUUACCCAGUCGUCACCACCACAGGUGUGUGGUGCACAGGAAACUUUAAAAAUAGGUUGGUCAACGGAAUUGUCAUUGUGGUAGGUUAGACUGGCACAUUGUUACCCGAAAUGAUUACCGCAUCAGGUCAUCAUGUAAUCAGAAUUCGGCACAGGAUCAGGGACUUCGUUUGCGGUCGCAAUUGUAGGUGAUUCGAAUGUUUAAUAUCUGAUAACAGACCUCGCGUUCUAUGCACGUCACCUGUGCCAUGGCUUGGACCCUCGACGUCACUUUUGCAGGACCGAGUAUUCCACCAGUUUGUAAUGACAGCCCAAAUCGCGAACUAUCGUAUCUUCACAUCGUUCGCUCGGUAUCGCCGCAGAUCCCUGCCACAAUCCUCAUCCUCGGUAUCGCAUCAAGGAUACAUCCAUGCGUCUUCUUACCAAUUGGUCUGCAUCCAUCCCAAAGUGUUGCCGUUAGCUACACGGACGCGGCGAGAAACAUAGAUGAUCAUGAUUACACAGCAGCACCACCCACGACGCUCGCUCAACGUGGCAAGGGAACCCAUGCUUCAAUUUUCAACUUCAAUUCGCUUAGAUACCUAAACGUGUCGCGCAGUGCUGAACUUGGGAGCAGCUUGAGUGUCAACUCGGUAUCAUGCUUCUCGUCUACCGUCAUUAAUGAGCCACUGCAACGCGACGAGAAACGUGGAUAGCGGGACCAUGUAUACCACAAUACCACAGCAGUACCAUGCACAGCGUUCGUUUUCGUUCACCGUGACACGCGAUAUGCCGGGCUAGGUCAACCUUCAGCUUUAUUUUGAAGUCGUUAGAUCUGGGAG